Molecule: messenger RNA, 624 nt
Organism: Dacryopinax primogenitus
Lineage: Eukaryota; Fungi; Basidiomycota; Dacrymycetes; Dacrymycetales; Dacrymycetaceae
Exons: 5
Coding region: 1-624 (207 amino acids)
Source: RefSeq, a predicted model, not a curated record
AUGUACACCUCUGCUUCGGAGUACGUCAUUGACUUCGGCGCCCUCAAGGCUGACUUCUUAUCUUACGACAGCAUGAACAGCUGGUAUGGCAUCCGAUAUGCCCAGCCACCAACUGGUGCACUUCGUUGGAUACCGCCGCAGGACAUUGAAAAGAAGAACAACUAUGCCAGCAUGGGCGCGAUGAAUGCAACCGUGCUUGGGCCUGAGUGUACCCAAGGUGUACCCUAUUGGUCCAGCCCGAACGGCACUUUCACCUUCCCACCCGCUGGUCAAGAGGAUUGGUUGCCGGCGUACAAGCUCAUGUUCUAUGCGGGAACUGAACUUCAUGGUGCGACAGGUGGAUCCGUGUACAAUACGCUCUCCGCUAAUGCAACCACGGGAUACAACGCCACCAUCGGAGCGUACAUGAAAUAUUGGUACCUCUCUUUUAACACCCACUCGGACCCGAACGCUGUCAGCUACUCGGGGAUGGACAAGCCCAACUGGCCGUCGUACAACAAUGGGACGAGCUUCAACUUCCCUGCUAUGCAGGUGAACUAUACGCAGAUCGGUGUUGUCCAUGACUGGGACGCUAGCACGCAAUGUGAUUUCUUCCACGGGAUGUCUUACGUUGUCAGGAACUAA